Molecule: messenger RNA, 681 nt
Organism: Mucor mucedo
Lineage: Eukaryota; Fungi; Mucoromycota; Mucoromycetes; Mucorales; Mucoraceae
Exons: 3
Coding region: 244-639 (131 amino acids)
Biological process (GO): ribosomal large subunit assembly
Cellular component (GO): preribosome, large subunit precursor
Source: RefSeq, a predicted model, not a curated record
UACACAUAAUUUUUAAAUCAAAAAUGGCCAACACAAAAUCAGCAAUGGGAAAAAAGAGAAGUGCCACCAACAAAAUCCAAGCUAAACCUGCUAAAGCUGCCAAGACAGAACAAGAGCCUGUUCAAGAGAUUGAACAAGAUCAAGGUAAUCAAAGAUCGUGAAAGAUCCCGGACUCGUGUUAACUUUUUUCUCUAUUUCGUAGAGGAACAGAGUGAAGGAUUAUUUGAUAACCUCGAUGAAGAAAUGGAUCCUACAGUUUUGGAUGAUAUUAUGAAUCAAAUGAACAAUGACAGUCAGUCUGAAGAAGAAGAGGAGGAAGAAGAGGAGGAAGAAGAAGAGGAAGAAGAGGAGGCAUUAGACGAAGAAGAGACAUUAGAACAAGAGGAAGAGGAAAAGAUGGAGGAGGAUGAACAGGAAGUGCCUGUCUCCUCUGAACAAAAGAGCACAGCAAAGCGAUUCAGAGAUUCCUACAUGAGCAAAGUCACUCAAGCCUUUGGUUCUGACUUGGAUAUUAUUCGACAGGAACCCAACUUGAAUGGACCUCGUUUAAAUAUCUUGAUUGACUCUUUAGAAGCUGGUAUUGAUAUCUUUUCAACCUCUGAACAAGAGAUUAUUUUGGCAGACGAAGAAAAACAAUAAAAAAAAAACACAAAAAAGCGGACUUGUUUAUAGUUCAGUCAC